Annulohypoxylon truncatum is the source of this 1775-nucleotide messenger RNA. Its product is annotated as Thioesterase/thiol ester dehydrase-isomerase. Gene Ontology annotation, cellular component: mitochondrion. NCBI's taxonomy places the organism in Eukaryota, Fungi, Ascomycota, Sordariomycetes, Xylariales, Hypoxylaceae. The record is from RefSeq and is a predicted model, not a curated record. Gene Ontology annotation, molecular function: fatty acyl-CoA hydrolase activity. The coding region runs from base 209 to 1630 and encodes 473 amino acids. The transcript has 3 exons. Gene Ontology annotation, biological process: acyl-CoA metabolic process.
UAUAUUAUCGCGGAAGCCACGGAAUUGUAAUGAAGGCGUGGAAUUCGGUUCGUGAAAGUGCGAUUACAUCAAUUUUAGUAUGAAAUCUAACAUGAUUAACCCCCACAUUUGACGUGAUAAGCGAUACAUAGCAGUACUUUGUCAUGCGUCAUCGCCUCUUUAAACUAAAUGGAAUAACAACUCCCAAUCAAUCAAUGGCUUCUCUACCAUGAUCUGCAGCAAAGCACCCAUUCGGAGGCUCUUCGCCUCAGCCUCUCGGCUUGAAGCUUCAGAAACAUAUACUUUUCUGAGAAGACCUCACUCCUUUCCUAAGAGAUGCUUCCACGGCACACCUUCCCAUCUCACGGAUGGUGUAUUUCGCGGUCUUACGGAUGACCGUCUACCGAUGCCGUGGAUAGAAGCAUGGAGGCUCCAACAGGAAGGCAAGAAUAUCGCCUCCGAUGAAGCCCGGUCGCAAGAGCGCGAUCUCACGCCCAAGAAGAUGAGCGACAGCUACCAUCGAGUUGUGCUGCCACUCGGUCGUGACCCUUGGCUUAGUGAUACAUAUAUCAACUCGUCCGGUCACAUAAGGCUAGGCACGAUAUUCAUGGACCUCGAUGCUUUAUCCGGUAUCAUUGUCUACAAACACACCGGGCCCGGCGUCACCGUCGUGACCGCGGCCCUCGACCGCAUCACCAUCGCUCACCCGCUGACCGAGAUAUGCGAUCUCGAGUACAGCGGACAAGUGACCUACGCAUCCGGGCGAAGCAGCGUAGAAAUCACCUGCAAAGUAGCCCGAGCCCGCGACGAAGGCGAGCCCAGCAAGCCCGAAGACGUGCUCCUGACGUGCACCUUCACAAUGGUAGCCCUAGACCCCGUAACCAAGAAACCCGUCAACGUCCCGCGUCUCCUCGCCUCCACGCCCUCCGAAGAAGCGCUCUUCAAAGCCGGCGAAGCCAAAGCGCUCGCCAAGAAAAAGAACCUCAAAACCUCCCUGCUCGAGACCGAACCCAACGACCCGGAGUCCGCGCUAAUCCACAAGAUCUGGCUCAGACAGCUCGCUUAUCAUGAUCCUAACAAUAGCAUAAGGCAGCCGGCGAACGUGAUCGCCAUGUCGCGGACGCAGCUCUCGACGGCGUCGAUCAUGCAGCCGCAGUACCGAAACCGGCACCAGACCAUGAUCUUCGGCGGCUUCCACCUGAAGCAGACGUUCGAGCUGGCCUUCUGCUGCGCCGCGAGCUUCGCCGACGCGCGCCCGACUUUUAUUAGUGCCGACCCGUGUACCUUCCGCAACCCGGUCCCGGUCGGCAGCGUAUUGUAUCUCACGGCGACCGUCGUGUACACGGACCCUCCGCUGCUAGAGGAAGACGGCAGCGAGCCGCAGCAGAAGGAUCCGAAAAAUCCGAUGACGCGAUUGCAUGUUAGGGUCGAUAGUAAGGUUCGGGACGUUGAGCAUGGGAACGCGAGGCCGACGGGCCAGUUUAACUACACGUUCUUGGUGCCGAAGGAUGUUAAGGUCUUGCCUCACACAUACCAAGAGUACAUGAUGUAUAUUGACGCAAGGAGAAGAGUGCAGCUUGGAGAUGUACAGGAUCGCCGGGAGCACACUGGCGCCGAACUAUCAGCUGAGAACGUUAACCUUACCGAGUGAAACACGUCCUAUUUGGAGCACCGUUUCGAAGGAUAUGUGUAAAUGAUAUCAUUACAACGGCCAUUAAAUAAAGAGAAGAGCUAAGAGCGAUCGACUUUGACGCUUGAUUCUACCCCUUUGCAAUAAGAAUACCCGGCAACACUUC